AUGUCAGCCAACCCGGACUCAGUAGUCAACCAAGGACAGUUUCACUCUAGUGUGCCGCCCACAGAAAAUCGGACCGGUGGCCACCAACUGGGCCAGAAGGUGGGCAAUGAUGCGGUGCCCGAAUUCCGCGCGCAGACUCACCCGCCGGGGACAGCGCCGAAGGAGCACACGUACCAGCCGAAUCCGGUGAACGUAGCACCAGGGCAGGCGCUGAACCCGGAUCUGGAGUCGGAGCUCCGGACCUCGGGCCUGGAUAUGCCCGGGGCUACGAGCGGGGACGUGCACAGCCAGUCGACGUUUGCACGACCGAUGGAGGGCCAGACCGCCACAAGCCACCGCAAGAAGGAGCGCAGCGGCCUGGAGGGCGUCGGCAGCACCGCCAGCACCUCGGAUGAGACGGUGGAGGGUAAGGUCAGGGCCAUCGGCGCCGACCUCCCUGAGGGCGUGGAGCGUGGAAUCAGAGGCAAGGGGCCCGGCGCCGAGGAGACUAUCCCUGCUUCGGCGGCCGAGGUAGCGGCCGAGAAGAGGCGGCCGGCAUAA
Messenger RNA from Canariomyces notabilis, 540 nucleotides. RefSeq lists its product as uncharacterized. The record is from RefSeq and is a predicted model, not a curated record. The coding region runs from base 1 to 540 and encodes 179 amino acids. NCBI's taxonomy places the organism in Eukaryota, Fungi, Ascomycota, Sordariomycetes, Sordariales, Chaetomiaceae. The transcript is spliced from 2 exons.